Dinoponera quadriceps is the source of this 1197-nucleotide messenger RNA. RefSeq lists its product as uncharacterized. NCBI's taxonomy places the organism in Eukaryota, Metazoa, Arthropoda, Insecta, Hymenoptera, Formicidae. Gene Ontology annotation, biological process: lipid transport. Bases 319 to 1062 code for a protein of 247 amino acids. The transcript is spliced from 2 exons. Gene Ontology annotation, molecular function: lipid carrier activity. The record is from RefSeq and is a predicted model, not a curated record.
UCGCGACGAAACCGCCUCAUCGUCGGGCAUCGGCAGGUGGCGCGUUCGCGAGUAAAAAGCGGAAACGGAGGGGAAAAGCGAAACGAGUGUAAGCAAGUGAAAAAAAAAACGAGCAGUAUCGUUUGAUAACGAGUGUCGUCGCGUUUCUGAUUUUUCCCAGCGUUCCAAGAACCUAGCGGUCCUGUGCACACUUUUGAUGUGAACAUAAAGACAACGUUCUUCCGAAAACCACAGGAGCACUUCGACGUCCAGGAGGAGGAAACGAUCAACACCCGUUUGUCGCUCCAGCUGAUCUGUCGUACGCAUCUGUCGAAUGCAAUGAUAUGUCGUACGGAGAAGUACAACUUGAUGAAACCGUUGCCGUCAAACGACGUGCCUUCCUUCGGGGCUUCGCGUCCAAGCAGACACAUCAGGCUCGAGUCCUUCGACAAGCCCGGUAUACCCUUCUACGUCCUAUUCGACAAAGAAAGAAUCGUCGCUUACGGCGCUCACGUCAUGAAGAACAACAUGGCGUUGAUGCGGAUGAUGAACGUGUACCGGAUGAUCGCGAAUCUGAUGAGCCUCGGUGUCGACGUCAACACCACUGACAAUCAUUUCACGACGAUGGAAAAUUCCACCGUGGGCUAUUGCCCGACGAAAUACAAGAUCAUAGAGCAUCCCCCGUGGGUGGACAACAACCUGUCAUUGCCCCUCGUUAAUGUUAAGUUCCACAAUAGCAAUGCGACGAUGAUCACUAAAAGUAGGAGCGUCGACGGCUGCAAAUGGCUCGCCUCUUAUAUCUUCGCCGCGAGAUUCUGGCCCGAAUUCGUGCCGACGUCGAGCGUCAAAGAGAUCAUCGACAAGUCGCAAAGCGUAAUGAUGGUGUCUAACGGCACCUUCGAGUCUAUGACGGAGAAUUCGUUCAAAUUUUACAACAAGGAGAAGAAGGCGGUAGGAUCUGUCGUGGAGAUGGUUACUCUUAAGUUAAUAUCGGUGCAACUGGACUGGAGGCUUCGACCGACCGACGAUAAAACGAAUAAAAUAAAACUGUUAUUCAGCGUACAUAACGACAACGAGAUUUAACGAUCCGCACUUGAAGCAGCCGCCUGAACUGUAACAAGGUGUUCACCUUAACCGCUCCAUUCACCGACGAGACGUCGGCCGACGAGGUCGACGAUAUAUGUAGCAUCUUUUCACGAAUAAACCGACGAGAGCGUG